AAUGAGAUCUACCAGUCAGUCAAGUAUUUUGACAAGCACUAUGAGAACUGGCAUGUUACAUUACUUGGGAAACUUUCAAAACAAAUAUCAAAAACCCACCUGAUUUCCAAAGAGAAGUAGAAGACAGUGGUUAUUCAGCUGAAUCAGAUGUGUCAUGAUAAAAUUCAUGAGCCAGAAUCACAUAUUCUACUCUUUAGAAGACUUCUUCUAAAAGAACAACAAAAAUGAAGUUGACCUGAGAUUUUCACUUUUUUUCAAAUUAUGUUCAAGUAUCUAUAUGGUAGUAUUCAGUGGAUAUCCAUCCAUGGACAUAAGCUGUAAUUUUUCACAGA
Molecule: messenger RNA, 332 nt
Organism: Sarcophilus harrisii (Tasmanian devil)
Lineage: Eukaryota; Metazoa; Chordata; Mammalia; Dasyuromorphia; Dasyuridae
Product: cyclin-dependent kinases regulatory subunit 2-like
Biological process (GO): regulation of mitotic cell cycle
Cellular component (GO): SCF ubiquitin ligase complex; cyclin-dependent protein kinase holoenzyme complex
Molecular function (GO): ubiquitin binding; histone binding; protein kinase binding
Source: RefSeq, a predicted model, not a curated record